Molecule: messenger RNA, 1780 nt
Organism: Phragmites australis (common reed)
Lineage: Eukaryota; Viridiplantae; Streptophyta; Magnoliopsida; Poales; Poaceae
Exons: 15
Coding region: 161-1324 (387 amino acids)
Source: RefSeq, a predicted model, not a curated record
CCCGACUGACAUCCAGGCCCCACCUUACCGUUGCCGGCUUGGCCCUUGGCAACCGUCCUCCUCGUCCCCCUUCCCCUCGCCACCAUUUCAAAUCUCUUCCACUCGUCGUCGAUUCACCAUCCCCAUUCACCCAUCAACUCCCAGAUCUCUCUGUCUGUGGAUGUCCUCGUCGUUGCGCUUCGAUUUCCGGGCCUCGUCGCAGCAGCUGCAGCCGCCGCCUUCGCACGCCGGCAUGAGUGACGGGGGCGCGUUCGCGAACGCGGGGAACCUGGAGCACUGCGCCAGGUACCUCAACCAGACGCUCGUCACCUUCGGAUUCCCGGCAUCGCUCGACCUCUUCGCCACCGAUCCGGUUUCGAUUGCAAGAACAUGCAACUGCAUCUACGCAUUGCUGCAGCAGCGGCAGAGGGACAUUGAGUUCCGGGAGUCGACCAAUGAUCUUCGGCAGCGCAUGCAGUCUGAUAUUUCGAGGCUAGAAGCCAAGAUUGAAAGAAUGGAUGCUCAAUUAGCAGCCAAAGAUCGGGAGCUAGCUACUCUUACUCGAACGGAGGCAAAAAACACUGCAGCUUUGAAAGCUCAGAUUGAUAAGUUGCAACAGGAACGUGAUGAAUUUCAGAAAAUGGUUAUAGGAAAUCAGCAAGUACGCACCCAGCAACUACAUGAAAUGAAGAAGAAAGAGAAGGAAUACAUAAAAUUGCAGGAGAGGCUAAACCAGGUAUUGAUGGAGAAGAAAAAGGAAUCAUCCCGUUCUGGAAUGGAAAUAAUGAACUUGUUGCAGAAAGAAGGACGGCAACGCGGAACAUGGACCGGGAAAAAGAAUGACAAUGAUUAUUACAAAAUGAUUGUUGAUGCAUAUGAAGUGAAGAAGCAAGAAUUGGUUCAAGAGAAUGCUGAUUUACGAGCACUGUUACGUUCAAUGCAGAUGGACAUGCGAGAGUUUCUCAAUGCUCCGAAUGGAUCAUCACAGCCUACUGUUGCUGUCAAUGGAAGAAAGGAGGCAGUGUCUCCUCAUUCCCCACUGGGUGGCAAGACGGAUGUCUUUGACUUGCCCUUUCACAUGGCCAGAGACCAGAUAGAAGAGAGUUUGCGCACAAAAAUGGCUUCAAUCAAGGAACGAAUGACACAACUUCAAGAUGCUCAAAAAGGAGCUGAAGUAACCUCUGAGGCCACCGAGCGUGAGCUUGAGCUCGAAGCUCAACUAGUCGAAGCUAGAAGCAUCAUCCAAGAGCAGGCAUCCAUCAUGUCCAAGCACUUCACCAAGUCGGAUAAACCAAGGAGGCUAAGUGGUCUGGAUGGUGAGCGCGAGGCGUCCUCCGAGGUGUAAAAACAUGUCUGUAUCGAGUUUCAGUUCAGCAAGGCACGUCAUGUGAUAAUGUCGUCCUGCCACGGUAGCCCGAGUCUAGGCGCUGUCUAUGCAGUAUGUUGUGCAGGAGCAUCUCCUACAUAUGGCUAACCCGGUCACCUCUAAUAGUUACCUGUAGCGUAAAAUGUAACCCUACGGUAUGAAGAAGGGCAAUGUAGCUACCUUAGAUCCCUGGAAGAAAUGGUCCUUCUGGACUUACAGACAAGAGUGUUAUUCGCAUGUUCUUUCGUUUAUGCGAUCAGUAGUGACUAGUGCUUAGAAUGUGCAGUGCAGUUCAUAGUGUGAACUGCAGUUUGGUCUUGUCCCUCCUGUAGGGUUUCAGAACCGAACUUGGCUCGAAAACUGGUUCCCAGUGGUUUUGUUAGUUUUUGCGAAUACUGCUUGGAAACUGAUGAAAACCGGUAAAAUUUAGACAAA